AUGGUUAGAAAUUAUAAAAGGACAUCAAGUAGAGCAAAAGUACCUAUCGACGUAAUACAAAUUGCCGUAAAAAAAGUUUUAGUUGACAAUAUGUCACGCAGAAGUGUAGCACAAGAUUACAAUAUACCGUUUAAAACAUUAUCACGCUAUUGUAAAAAACGUGAACUCUUAGAUAACGAAGAAGAUCAUAUUAACCAGGUUAGUGGUGUAGGGUACAGUAAACAUAAACAAGUAUUUUCAAUAUGUGAAGAGGAACAGCUUUCUGCUUAUAUAAAAAAAUCUUCAGAUAUUUAUUAUGGCUUAUCACCAAACGAAGUUCGUAAGCUAGCAUAUCAGUAUGCAUAUGAAUUGAAAAUAAAAAAACAUUCCUGA
Macrosiphum euphorbiae (potato aphid) is the source of this 372-nucleotide messenger RNA. The record is from the annotation of a GenBank genome assembly. Lineage: Eukaryota; Metazoa; Arthropoda; Insecta; Hemiptera; Aphididae.